Cheilinus undulatus (humphead wrasse) is the source of this 2450-nucleotide messenger RNA. RefSeq names its product kelch domain containing 10 (gene klhdc10). Gene Ontology annotation, molecular function: protein binding. Bases 154 to 1320 code for a protein of 388 amino acids. The record is from RefSeq and is a predicted model, not a curated record. Gene Ontology annotation, biological process: positive regulation of stress-activated MAPK cascade. NCBI's taxonomy places the organism in Eukaryota, Metazoa, Chordata, Actinopteri, Labriformes, Labridae. The transcript is spliced from 9 exons.
AUUGGCCAAGGUUCUCACGGCCGGGGGCUAAAAAUGUGAAUGGCUUCAAAGUGACUGAAAUUUGUUAUAAAUUAUGAUGUUUUAUCAGCACUUUCACAUAUGUCGUUUUUAUUCGAUGUGACGUUGUUGAGGACUGGAUUGUAACGGGAAACGAUGUCUGCCGCUGAAGGUGCUCGCAGUCUCGACCAGCUGAACAGAUUCGAGAAACUGACAGGCAGGCCGCCGCACUGUGAGACGUUAGCAGGGCAUCGUACUCCCCCCGCCCGCAGUGGGCAUCGUUGUGUUGCUGACAACACUAACCUUUACGUGUUUGGAGGGUACAACCCUGACUACGAUGAGUCAGGAGGCCCAGAGAAUGAAGACUAUCCGUUGUUCAGGGAGCUGUGGAGGUACCACUUUGCCACAGGCUGCUGGCAGCAGAUUCGCACGGAGGGCUUCAUGCCCACGGAGCUGGCAUCUAUGUCAGCUGUUUUGCACGGUAACAACCUCCUGGUGUUUGGUGGCACUGGGAUCCCCUUUGGCGAAAAUAAUGGUAACGAUGUACAUGUUUGUAAUGUGAAGUACAAGAGAUGGUCGCUCCUUAACUGUCGAGGGAAGAAACCUAAUAGAAUCUAUGGACAGGCAAUGGUAAUUAUAAACGGCUUCCUGUAUGUAUUUGGAGGGACGACGGGUUACAUAUACAGCACAGACCUUCACAGGCUGGAUCUGACCACCCGAGAGUGGAUCCACCUCAAACCCAACAACCCUCCUGACGACCUACCUGAGGAAAGGUACAGGCAUGAAAUAGCACAUGAUGGACAGAGGAUUUACAUUCUGGGAGGAGGAACUUCCUGGACAUCUUAUCCUCUGGACAAGAUUCAUGCUUACAAUCUGGAGACCAAUUCCUGGGAGGAGAUAACAACAAAACCUCAUGACAAAAUAGGUUAUCCUGCUCCAAGGAGAUGUCAUAGCUGUGUACAAAUAAAAAAUGAUGUGUUUAUCUGUGGAGGAUACAAUGGGGAACUUAUAUUAGCUGAUCUGUGGAAGAUCAACCUGCAGACUUUCCAGUGGAACAAACUUCCAGCUGUGAUGCCUGAGCCGGCCUACUUCCACUGUGCUGCUGUCACUCCGGCUGGCUGUAUGUAUAUCCACGGUGGUGUAGUGAACAUCCAUGAGAACAAGAGGACUGGCUCUCUCUUUAAGAUCUGGCUGGCUGUUCCCAGUCUGCUAGAGCUCUGCUGGGAGAAGCUCCUAAAGGCCUUCCCCCAUCUGACUUCUCUCCCCACCAUGCAGCUGAUCAACCUGGGCCUCACGCAGGAACUCAUUGAACGCUUGAAAUAAGCUGCAAAAGAGGAGGAAGGACUUCUGAAUGAAUGAAUGGAUGGGGCAAGGUGGGAAAAUAGAGCACAGAAUUUAAUUCACAGGAAAAUUUCUUUGGAAAUCGCCCUCUCCUUUCCCCUGCCUAAUGUAGCCCCGCCUUAAAGCCAAAAAUAAUGGGAUGCCUUUUUUCGUUUGCUCUUAAUUUGUGGAGUGUCAGUGAUAAUAAAGAAAAUGAAUAUGGAAUGUUUUAUGAAUUUUACCAAGCCCCCUGCCACCACUACUUAUGACAUGAUGCCUUUAUGUCAAAACUAAACACGCAAUCUUGCUUCUCAUCCUCCAGACUGGCAGCUGGGAUUGCUGGCCCAUUAUGCUCUCAAAAACUCCCAGUUUCAAAUCUGCCUUCUCUGGUACUUUGAGGAAUUCUGUGCAGAAGAAUGCAUGAGUAUUUAUUUGAAGGACUUUAUCAGUUUUCUACAGGGGGGCUUUCAUCACCUGAUACUGCUGUUUGCACACUGUCUUGCAUAUUUGUGUACAUUUUUUAACUAGAUGCUGUGAGCAAAAUAAUUUUUCAGUCUUAAAAGUGCAAGACAGAUGGUGGUUUUGCACAUUUUGGCCAAUUUCGUGUAUGAUUAUUACAUUUGAAGUGUUUUAUAUUCUUAAUUGAGUGUUUCUGCAAAUGUCCAGUUGGGCUUUUAAUUCGUUUUUCUCACCAUGGCAAAAAAAACAACAACUUUCCAGAGCUACAACUUGCUGUUGUCACACUCAUUUUAAUGUUUUUAAUCAUUAAAGUAAUUUUAUUCUUUCAUAACUUUGGCAUUACCCAUCUUUAAAGUGUUCUUACCCUAUUUGAAUUGAAAAAGACAGACUAAAUAGUGGCAUGCUUUUAAAGUGUUCCUGAGUAAUAUUUUUGUGUUGAAUUAGCUAAAAUGUGCAUAAACACUGUCUGUGAUGCAUAAGUGUGUGAAAACUUUCAAUGCAGGUUUUGCCCGUUAUCCUCCAUGAAGUAUUAUUUCUUCAGUGAGUAUCUUUCAGUUGUUUAUAAUUUCCUUCUUGCAGCUUUCAACCCCCUCAUCACUGUGAAUUUGGUGCUCUUUCAAAUUAAUUUUAAAAUCCUUUUAUUCCAAUAAAGACUUAAUUCUUUUCUGACUUUA